Ylistrum balloti is the source of this 1065-nucleotide messenger RNA. Its product is annotated as adhesive plaque matrix protein-like. NCBI's taxonomy places the organism in Eukaryota, Metazoa, Mollusca, Bivalvia, Pectinida, Pectinidae. The record is from RefSeq and is a predicted model, not a curated record. The transcript has a single exon. The coding region runs from base 1 to 1065 and encodes 354 amino acids.
AUGUCUAUUCUCAUACACACCACUCCUGAAAGGUUUGUCGUCGUAUACACCACUCCUGAAAGGCCUGUCCUCGCAUACACAACACUCCUGAAAGGUCUGUCCUCGUAUACACCACUCCUGAAAGGUCUGUCCUCAUACACGCCACUCCUGAAAGGCAUGUCCUCAUACACACCACUCCUGAAAGGCUUGUCCUCAUACACACCACUCCUGAAAGGUCUGUCCUCGUACACACCACUCCUGAAAGGCUUGUCCUCAUACACACCACUCCUGAAAGGCCUGUCUCCGUAUACACCAUUCCUGACAGGUCUGUCCUCAUACACACCACUCCUGAAAGGUCUAUCCUCAUACACACCACUCCUGAAAGGCUUGUCCUCAUACACACCACUCCUGAAAGGUCUGUCCUCAUACACACCACUCCUGAAAGGUCAGUCCUCAUACACACCACUCAUGACAGGCCUGUCCUCAUACACACCACUCCAGAAAGGUCUAUCCUCAUACACACCACUCCUGAAAGGCUUGUCCUCAUACACACCACGCCUGAAAGGCCUGUAUUCGUACACAGCAUUCCUGACAGGUCUGUCCUCAUACACACCACUCCUGAAAGGUCUGUCCUCAUACACACCACUCCUGAAAGGUAUGUCCUCAUACACACCACUCCUGACAGGCCUGUCCUCAUACACACCACUCCUGAAAGGUCUGUCCUCAUACACACCACUCCUGAAAGGCUUGUCCUCAUACACACCACUCCUGAAAGGCCUGUAUUCGUAUACAGCAUUCCUGACAGGUCUGUCCUCAUACACACCACUCCUGAAAGGUCAGUCCUCAUACACACCACUCCUGACAGGCCGGUCUUCAUACACACCACUCCUGAAAGGCCUGUCUUCAUACACACCACUCCUGACAGGCCUGUCCUCAUACACACCACUCCUGAAAGGUCAGUCCUCAUACACGCCACUCCUGAAAGGUCUGUCCUCGUACACGCCACUCCUGAAAGGCUUGUCCACAUGCACACCACUCCUGAAAGGCCUGUCCUCGUACACACCAGACCUGACAGGUCUGUCCUAA